UUUUAUUCACUGAUUUUUUUACUUGCCAAGAGUCAUAUAAAACAAACAAAUAAUUCAAAAUGCCUAACAUUAAGUUGCAAUCGUCGGAUGGGGAAAUCUUUGAUACCGACAUUCAAAUCGUGAAAUGCUUCGGGACCAUUAAGACCAUGUUGGAGAACUGUGGGAUGGCUAAUGUGAAUUCAACCAUUUUGCGCAAGAUUCUCACCUGGGCCCAUUAUCACAAGGAUGAUCCCCAGCCCACUGAGGAUGAUAAGAGCAAGGAGAAGCGUUCUGAUGAUAUCAUUCCCUGGGAUGCUGACUUUCUUAAAGUGGACCAGGGCACUCUGUUCGACUUAAUAUCGGCUGCCAACUAUUUAGCCAUCGAGGGCCUUCUGGAGUUGACCAGCAAGACGGUGGCUAACAUGAUCAAGGGCAAAACUCCAGAGGAAAUACGCCAAAUAUUUAACAUUAAGAAGGACUUUACUGCCGCCGAGGAGGAGCAAGUGCGCGAGAAGACGAAAUGUGAGGAGUGUGGGAAGAAGUAGGACCCCAGUUGACACCAAGUCCUUUAAUUAAGUUUAUCUAAUAUUAUAUAAAAAACAAAAACCACUAAUAAAACCCCCUUUGUUAUUGCGCUAA
Molecule: messenger RNA, 618 nt
Organism: Drosophila willistoni
Lineage: Eukaryota; Metazoa; Arthropoda; Insecta; Diptera; Drosophilidae
Product: S-phase kinase-associated protein 1-like
Exons: 1
Coding region: 60-524 (154 amino acids)
Biological process (GO): SCF-dependent proteasomal ubiquitin-dependent protein catabolic process
Cellular component (GO): cytoplasm; nucleus
Molecular function (GO): cullin family protein binding
Source: RefSeq, a predicted model, not a curated record